Trypanosoma grayi is the source of this 2088-nucleotide messenger RNA. Its product is annotated as phosphoinositide-specific phospholipase C. The transcript has a single exon. Gene Ontology annotation, biological process: lipid metabolic process; phosphatidylinositol-mediated signaling. Gene Ontology annotation, molecular function: phosphatidylinositol-4,5-bisphosphate phospholipase C activity; calcium ion binding. NCBI's taxonomy places the organism in Eukaryota, Euglenozoa, Kinetoplastea, Trypanosomatida, Trypanosomatidae. The record is from RefSeq and is a predicted model, not a curated record. Bases 1 to 2088 code for a protein of 695 amino acids.
AUGUCUCGCUUUGUCCCAGCCGCCACGCGAUUGGUGGAUAACUACUUGGAUGAAAACGAGCUAACACCAAGUGACGUUGCGGCUUUCUUUGCAUCCAUGUGGGGAGCGGCGCUCGAUCUAUUGGCUUGCUCCAGUGAUGAGGCGUGCUUUUUUCUUCGCCAGUCGUGCGCAUCCAAUCGUAAGGCGGCAGACGCAGUUGAAGAAUACAUUGCGGCAACCAAAGGCCAUCGCGUCACAUUGGAUUUGAACCGUGCCAAGUUCAUGAUGGUAUGGAUAACGUACGACACAGAUCACAGCGGUGACAUCAGCCUUGGUGAACUAAGGAAACUUGUGAAGGGCAUGAAUUUUCCCCACGACCUCUCGAAGGGACUCAUUGACACUGUAAAGGCUGAGAAUGGAAGCGUGAAGUAUGCCACACUGGAGAAUGUGUACAUGUCCCUGACAAAGCUUACCGAAUUGGAAUACUCUUUCAGGGAAAUUGUGGGCCCAGAUCGCAACACCAUGACAAGAGAUGAAUUUGUGUCAUUUCUGCGAGAUACCCAGGGCGAGGAUAUGACAUGUGAGCUGGCUGAGGAAAUGCUGGACGCCGUUGGCUGUGCCCCUUUCAGUGACAUUCAUGUGAACAGUUUUCUUCGCUUCCUCGAAAACCCGCAUUACUGCAGCAUUGUCGACCAGGUGAAAGUGCUCAAUGUUUACCACGAUAUGAAUCAGCCAAUUUGCAACUACUACAUAAAUUCCUCGCACAAUACAUAUCUCACGGGGGACCAAUUGACCAGCAAGUCGUCAACGGAGAUGUACAAAAAGACUCUUCUUGGUGGAUGCCGAUGCGUAGAGUUGGACUGCUGGGAUGGUCCUGGAGGUGAACCAAUUGUGUAUCACGGAUACACUCGGACCUCGAAGAUCUCGUUUCGGUCUUGCGUGGAGGUAAUCAAGGAGUACGCCUUCGAAGUUUCAGACUACCCGGUUAUUCUCUCGCUAGAGGUGCACACGAGUUUGGCGCAGCAGCAUCGCAUGGCUGAGAUUAUGUGUGAAAUCUUUGCGGAUAUGCUUUUCAAGAGUCAGUGGGGUCCUGGCGAAGAGCCUUUGGUGCUGUUCUCUCCAGAGAACCUCAAACGAAAGAUUCUUGUGAAGAGUGAAAGAGGUUCGAUAGCAAAAGAUGAACCUGGUGUAGACAAGGAUUACGACGACGAAGGAGAGUUGGUAGUAAAAGUUUCUCCCACGACCAAGCAAGAGUACGAACGCAUCCGAGAAGAAAGGCGUAAACAGAAUAAGAAGAGCGAGAAGAAUAUAUCGGAAAAACUUUCUUCUGUAGUGUCAAUUGAAUCUACCGGUUUUCAGGGUGUGGCGGACCUUGCCUAUCUUUCCAGGCGACAUCCAUACCAGUGCAGCUCAUUUGUGGAAGGUAAAGCGAGGAAAAUGGCACUCUCAAAUGCACAGGCGUUUGCGACGAUCAAUAGACAGUGUCUCAGUCGCAUAUACCCUGCAGGGUCUCGAUUUGACAGCAGCAACUACCAUCCACAACUGUUCUGGGACUGCGGCUGCCAGAUUGUGGCGUUGAAUUGGCAAUCAACCAAGACGUAUGAGUGGAGGCUUAACCGUGGGUUUUUUUAUGAUAACGGGAAUUGCGGGUACCUCCUCAAACCGUCCUGCUUGCGGUCCGACUCCGAAGCAGUUGUCGGUUCGCAGGUGCGAAGAUUGGCUGUGGAGGUUAUUUCUGGGUUUUGUAUACCAAAACCAAAACGUUCAACAAAGGGAGAGAUUGUGGAUCCAUUCGUCUCUUGCUUUAUCGAAGGUCCAGAUGCUGACACCACGCCAAAAUCUACAGGUACCAUCCACAACAACGGAUUUCAUCCCGUGUGGCGUGGGAAAGGUCUGAAGACUGAUUUUGCAUGGGAUGUGAAGAACUGGGAGCUAUCCACUCUUGUUGUGCAGAUAUACGAUGAAGAUAAGACCCGAAGUGAGUUCUUAGGUGAAUGUACACUGCCUUUGCGUCUGUUAAAAAAGGGCAUCCGCCGGAUUCCCAUUCAUGAUGUUUCGGGGUCUUCAAUUUUGGGCUCAUUUAUCAUGUGCUGUGUUACGUUUCUAUGA